Messenger RNA from Clonostachys rhizophaga, 375 nucleotides. Lineage: Eukaryota; Fungi; Ascomycota; Sordariomycetes; Hypocreales; Bionectriaceae. The record is from the annotation of a GenBank genome assembly.
AUGACAGAUAUCAGCCAACAGGCAGAUGGAUGGCUUAACUCCACCCAGAUCAGCCAACCUCACAUCAUCUUCAUCACCAUCGCCAUCAUAAUUAUCACUACCAUCACCAUCAACAUCAUCAUCAUAACCACUGUCAACAUUAAUACCAUCAUCAUCACUAUCGACAUCAUCAUCACCGGUAUCAUCACGGCAGCAGCAGUCAACUACAUCGACACGAUACGGGUUUUUAUUGUCAGGAAAUUAGAGAAACUCGCCAUCAGUCUCACCCUCAAGCUUCUCCAAUCUCUAGUAUCACCACUGGUGUUCAUGAACGGCCCUGCCUGUGUCCAUGUCCAUGUGUUGGAUGCUCCGGAGGGAUCUUUGACCAGUAAGUAA